AGUCUUCUUGUGGAAAACCUUAGCUCGAGACGAUUAGUUGGUUCUGUUACUCUUCCAUCCUCCACCUGCCCUGCCAAAGCCAAGAGAAAUGGAGGUGGCGAACAGAGUGAUAUCGGCGGCGAUGAAAGCCGCCAACAACAACACGGUCAUAAACGUUUUCCUGGUCGGAUCCUUCGUCGCUCUCGGUGUGCGAUCAAGCUACCAGCAACGGCAACUUGAUGCUCUGGAGGCAGAAAAAGCGUCGCUGGUCAGUUCCAAUAAAUCCAUGAAGAAAUCCAUGUGGGACUGGAAGCAGCAGCUCUUCGCUGAAGCCUCUGCUGGAUCUUCUUCCAUCCCUCUCGCCAGACUCCAGGCCAUUUACGGCUACUCGCCCGCGCCUCAACCAACUGGAGAACCAGUGAAGGAAGAAGCAAAGAAAGUUCGAUCUGAUUUCGUAAUUUAAGUGGUUGGUAUCCGCUGUUGGGGAACUUUCUUGUACGUGAUCCUGACUGCCACAAUGGAUCUGAAAGGACAUCUCCUCAGUUGAAGAACUUGCGAGAGCACUUUAGGGUCGUUUGGAUGUGGAAAUUUGAAAACGUGGGAAUUUGUAUGAAUUUCCAUGUUUUACAAAACCAAGGAAUUGACUCGUGGAAAUUGAACAAAAUUCCACGUUUGGAUAGGGUUUAGUUUUGUGGGAAUUGAUGGUGUGGAAUUUGGUAAAAAUACAAAAAUGCCC
Molecule: messenger RNA, 715 nt
Organism: Linum tenue
Lineage: Eukaryota; Viridiplantae; Streptophyta; Magnoliopsida; Malpighiales; Linaceae
Source: the annotation of a GenBank genome assembly